AUGCACUUCACCAAGCAUGCCUGUUUGAGUGUCAUGAACACCUCGGACCCCAGUGAAUGGGGUUCUGGCUUCCUUUUCCCUAUACCCCUCUACCGCACCUUCGGCAGGGCGCCUUGGAUACCGAGCUCAUACGCUGCCUCACCUGCAGCCGCGCCUGGCGAUCUGUUUCUCCCGAUGCUUGUGGCUGAGACCAUCGUCAUCGUCAUCAUCGCCAUUGUCAUCCCAGGUGGCGUCAAGUAUACGAUCGUCCUUCCGCCUGGCCUUGUACCUCGAGACGGGCUCGAGCAGGUCUUCUCCGUCACUGCGCACAGAGUGAGAGUGGUGCUAGGACUCGGCGACGGCAACAGCGCACGUAGCGCGCCUGGUCAAGGAGAGGAAGCUGCGCAGGCAGGCGCCCUCAAGGAGGCAUCGCGAGCAGAUACGCACGAGGCUAGUACAGGCCAGCGUCGACCAGGCGCUGACGAAGGCCGAAGCAUGUAUGCUGCGCAAGGUCAAGAUGGUGAGGGAGAGGUAGUGGCGGGAGGAGAAGAAGAAAUAGUUGUAGGAAGCGAGAAAGAGGCAGUCGCGCGAGGCGAGGAAGAGGUAGUCGCCGGAGGGGAGGAGGAGGCGAUUACGGGAAUGGAGGCAGGCGAAGGGGCAGGGGAUGAGACACCCGAGGGCGAGGCGACAGACACAGCAGCAGGAGCAGGCAAACCCGCGGAGCAGCUGGCAGAAGGAGUAGUGGACUCGAGCGCCUCCCGCGACAAAGCCGCCACGGUCGAAGACGAAGAGGAGCAAGAAGUCGUUGACAAUUGGUUGCCUCCAGCAGACGACCUCACGAUUGGCGACGUCCUCGACCAACAGGCGCAAGCUGGACCAUCCUCCACUGAGCAAGGGCAAGUUGGCGAGUCGCUCAACCAACCGCCGACUCACGACUUCCCCGACGCUGGCACUCGCGGUCUCACUUCUGCUGCCCAACCACGCCUCAUCGACCAGCAGCUCAUCGACGAGUUUGAGCGGGAGAUGGUGAGCUCAAGAACGGAGGAGGCCAAGCAGUCGGCUCUGGAGGACAACUUGAGCCACUACUUCGUGCAGUCCAGCUACGGCUCCUACGUCGGAGACUCGGUAGCGGCCAUGGCUCGUCGAAUGGUCUCGCCGGGCGGCAAGAUGACCCUCGCGGAGAUGCAGACGCACAUACUGGUUAUGAAGCGACUGGUGGUGCCGGAGGCGGUGGUCAACAAGCUCUCGCGCGUGGAUCUGGAGCUAUACCUCCGCCAGAUCAACUCAACGCUCCACAGCCAAUGGGCGAUGAACCGCAUGGCCUCGCUCCGACCUCUCUGGACGACGACGGAGGAGGGCUUCAGGCAGCUGCUGCGCGACAACCCCGAGCUCGACGCCCACAAAUGUCACAGCGCUGGCACGUACCUCAUCAUUGCCGUCCACCGUGGAGCAGGAGGCACGCGAGAGCUGGCGUGA
Jaminaea rosea is the source of this 1455-nucleotide messenger RNA. RefSeq lists its product as hypothetical. The coding region runs from base 1 to 1455 and encodes 484 amino acids. The record is from RefSeq and is a predicted model, not a curated record. The transcript is spliced from 3 exons. Lineage: Eukaryota; Fungi; Basidiomycota; Exobasidiomycetes; Microstromatales.